Molecule: messenger RNA, 1224 nt
Organism: Brenthis ino (lesser marbled fritillary)
Lineage: Eukaryota; Metazoa; Arthropoda; Insecta; Lepidoptera; Nymphalidae
Source: the annotation of a GenBank genome assembly
AUGUGUUCAAGAAGUAUUACAAUGUUCCAAAAAAGUUAUUUAUAUAGAAGUCGUUACUGUAUUACAAAAUCGCAGAGUUGCAGUUACAGUAGUAAUAAUGUGAAAGAAACUUCUUUGUGCAAAUUACACAAGAAAUAUGGUGGAAAGUUAGUUGAUUUUGCCGGUUUUCUCUUACCAGUCCAAUAUUCUGAUUUGAGUGUGUCAGCAUCUCACCUGUUUACGAGAAGUAAUGCUUCUAUCUUCGAUGUUUCACACAUGCUACAAACAAAUGUUCGAGGCAAAGACUGUAUGACGUGGUUCGAGACACUAUGCCCGGUAGAUUUAAAAGGAAUGACUCCUGGAUCAAGCUCUUUGACAGUUUUUUUGACGGACAAAGGUGGGAUAAUUGAUGAUCUAAUUGUUACUAAAGUAAACGACGAUCAAUUGUAUAUAGUAUCGAAUGCAGGACGCCUAGAUGUUGAUAAGCAACAUAUGCAAGAAACAUCGGAAAUUUUUCGGAAGCGCGGUAAAGAUGUGUCAAUAGAAUUUUGUGAUGUGAGUAAUCGAGCUUUAAUUGCAGUGCAAGGACCUAAAGCGGCGUCCAAUGUCCAAGCUCUUACAGAAGUACCGCUGGCAGAUGUGAUGUUUAUGACUUCACGUACUGGCAAAGUAGCAGGUGUGGAAUGUCGAAUAACACGUUGUGGUUACACGGGAGAAGAUGGAUUUGAGAUAUCAAUGCCGGCCGAUAAGGCUGAAGUCGUUGUCGAAGCUCUUUUACAGUCUCAAGAUGUUAAAUUAGCGGGACUCGGCGCUCGGGACUCACUACGCUUAGAAGCCGGCUUGUGUUUGUAUGGUAAUGAUAUAGACGAAAGUGUGACUCCAGUGGAAGCAAAUUUGACUUGGUUGGUUGCUAAAGCUCGUCGAGCUGAAGCUAACUUCCCUGGAGCAGAUAUAAUUUUGAAGCAAAUAAAGGAAGGUGUAGCAAAACGAAGAAUUGGGUUGAGAAUAGAGAGUGGUGCACCAGCGAGGAAAGACGUGAUUAUUAAGAAUGCAAAGAAUGAAACUGUGGGUAAAGUUACAAGUGGGUGUCCAAGUCCCUCGCUGGGCGGUAACGUCGCUAUGGGCUAUGUCGCUGAAGAAUGUAAGAAAAUUGGCACUGAACUGAUUGCGAACAUCCGAGGAAAAGAUAUCUCGUGUGUAGUUGCUAAAAUGCCAUUCGUACCAUCCAAAUAUUAUGUAAAGAAA